AUGGCCGACGUUCGCUCACUUCUCCGCCAGCAACGCGCUGCGCGACGCAUCGAGCAUCCUCAUGCAGCUUACUCGGAUGCGGGCAAGCUCCUCUGCACCCUCUGCCAUGAGGCUAUCAAGUCCGAAUCGCUCUGGGAAGGCCAUAUCAGAGGACCAAACCACACGGCGAAGCUCAAGGCCACGCGGGAAGCUGUCCCGAAUGCCACGAAUGGUCCGGUAACCGCGGAUUCCGCUCCAUCGAACAAGAGGAAACACGAUUCGGACGAGGAUAUGGCAGACGGCGACGACAUGGCCGACGCCGUGCGGAAGAAGAGGAGCAAGACCAAUAUGAGCACUCCUGCUCGCUUGUCCGCCGGCGAAGCGGACCGAGACCUGAAAGAUGCGACACUCACGCCGCCGUCGCUGACUCGUCGGACCUCGACCACACCGGUCCACGGCGUUGAGAUUCAAAUCCCCUCGCGGCCCGCAACUCCUGCCCAUAAAGAUGGCACGUCUUCGAAUUCCACACCUCUCAAUCAUCCCGUAGGCCCGUCGCCGUUGAUUCCGCGGGAGGCUUCACCCACACUGGCGAGGGCGAAGGCACCUCCACAGCAGAACGGCACUGCGGCGCCCCCCGCGCCUGUCGGGCAGGUAGACGAGGACGAAUGGGCUGCCUUCGAAGCGGAUAUCGCGGCGACUACUGCGCCGUUCUCCGAGGACGCGGUGAUUUCGGCGCCGGCGAUGACGGCAGAAGAGCACGCGGCGGCGGCAAAGACGGAGGAAGAAGAGCAGCAAAAGCGGCGGCUCGCUGCGGAGAAAGACCUCGAGGAUGAGAAAGAAGAGGCAAAGCGUCAUCUGGAGGAAGAGUUCGAGGACAUGGAAGAGCUGGAGGCCAGGGUGCGGAGGCUGAAGGAGAAGCGAGAAGCCUUGAGACAACAGGGUGAUGCCGGUACCAGCGCAGCUGCACCUGCUAAACCUGUCGAGGCGACUGGAAAGGAGAAUGUUGCGGAUGUCAAUGGGGAGGAAGGCGGCGAUGACGACGACGACGACGAGGAUGAGGACGAGGAAGAUGACUUCAUGGGCUUCCGGUAUCGUUCAUGA
This is a messenger RNA of Colletotrichum karsti, 1080 nucleotides long. Its product is annotated as zinc finger protein 830-like protein. Gene Ontology annotation, cellular component: nucleus; spliceosomal complex. Gene Ontology annotation, biological process: nuclear DNA replication; mitotic DNA damage checkpoint signaling; mitotic DNA replication checkpoint signaling. The transcript has a single exon. Gene Ontology annotation, molecular function: zinc ion binding; nucleic acid binding. The record is from RefSeq and is a predicted model, not a curated record. NCBI's taxonomy places the organism in Eukaryota, Fungi, Ascomycota, Sordariomycetes, Glomerellales, Glomerellaceae. Bases 1 to 1080 code for a protein of 359 amino acids.